AUGUCCGACCGCGACGGCCUUCGCAAGCAGUGGACCGCCCUAUAUGCUCACACUCUUCCACAGCUAGCGAAGAAUCGCAGCCCUGUACAGCCCAUAUGGCCAGUGACUCUUGAUCAUUGCUUUUCCCGCAUCAUUCUGGAUUAUGUUAUAGGUCACGGUGAAAGACAGUGGGAUCACAUCAUCGGCAAACCCGCCGUAAGGAAUAUGACUGAGCAACAACUGCAUGACGCGAUUGCCUUGGGCCAACAAAUCAAGUCUGGCGAAGUCGACCUUCUCUAUCUCGACGAGUUAAGUUUGCACUGUAGAAGAAAGCAUGAAAAGACAUUGGAGAGCAAGUGUCCGAUGUCGGUGGAGCCAGCACCCUCGGCAAGCGUAAGUAGGAAAAGGUCGAUGGAAGAGCACACCGACAGCACUCAAAAUCCCACCAUAAAACGAACACGGCUGGAGAAGAGACAAUCCACACUGCAUUUUAGCGCAGAUAUGCAGCCAUCGGGUGCAACUUUUCACCGAUCUUCCAAUUUAGAUCUUACGAGUGAGGCUGGUGAGGCCAACCAUGAGCUCAAGCGGACCCUUCAGCGCGUUCGUUCGCAUCCAUCCCUUACCCAAUAUCGAAAGAAACUCUACCUCACGCUCUUAUCAGUUCCACGAGGUCGCUAUACAACGUAUGCAGCCAUGUCCGACUACCUCAAUUCCUCUGCUCGGGCUGUGGGUGGUGGAAUGCGGAACAAUCCUUUUGCCCCAGAGGUACCCUGCCAUCGUGUUCUCGCAGCUAAUGGGACUAUUGGCGGAUUCUGCGGCGACUGGGGAAAGGAUGGAAAAUUUGCAAACAAGAAAAUUGCCCUGCUUCGAAGUGAGGGGGUAAGGUUUGAUGGUAAUGGAAAAGUCGUGGGCGAACCUUUCCGACAAUUUCACAGUUUCGAACAUAUCGAAUAA
Molecule: messenger RNA, 933 nt
Organism: Capronia epimyces CBS 606.96
Lineage: Eukaryota; Fungi; Ascomycota; Eurotiomycetes; Chaetothyriales; Herpotrichiellaceae
Exons: 1
Coding region: 1-933 (310 amino acids)
Biological process (GO): DNA repair
Molecular function (GO): methylated-DNA-[protein]-cysteine S-methyltransferase activity
Source: RefSeq, a predicted model, not a curated record